This is a messenger RNA of Fusarium verticillioides 7600, 6319 nucleotides long. RefSeq lists its product as hypothetical. The coding region runs from base 3572 to 5452 and encodes 626 amino acids. Lineage: Eukaryota; Fungi; Ascomycota; Sordariomycetes; Hypocreales; Nectriaceae. Gene Ontology annotation, biological process: regulation of transcription by RNA polymerase II. The record is from RefSeq and is a predicted model, not a curated record. The transcript is spliced from 2 exons. Gene Ontology annotation, cellular component: nucleus.
CCUGGACGCUUUGAAAUCGAGCUGUAAUCCGGAUGUUGAAUGCUGACCUGACCGAAGGAAGUGAAUUAUCGUUACCUGGUCAUUUAUGAUUUGAAUGAAUGGUCUGGUCUUGGCCCGGCACAUGUCAUGAUCCAUGCCUGAUAGUUCGACAGCCGCUGUAACCUCACAGCGGAACUCUUUUCAGCGUAACAACCAACCUGACCCGACCCUUCAAAAAACGGGAGAGACCCUCUUCUAGGUACGGAUACAGUAUUCUUUUCUUCUUUUCGGUCGCUACCCAUGUUAAUAUAGAGCCACGGACACGACAUCAUUCGAGCCAAGGAUGUUGCUCCUUUUCUCGUCGGGGCCUUCCCCUCGGACCAAAUACAGGUAGUGGCUGAUUGGCGGAAAACCGUUUCGAAACGCUCGACGGGCGGCGUCGACGGUUAUCUUCUGUCUCAUUCCAGUGCAGACACUACUACACAGUAAACUCUUCUCUGCCUGGCUAGGCUGGCUGCUGGCUGGCCGUUUUGGAUCGCGACCCUUGAAUUGAUGGCUGUUUGUUCCUUGCCGUUGCUGUUUCAGGUGAGCAUAGCUGUUACAGCGCGGGUUCCGGGUUCAAGAGCCAGAUCAGAUCAGCAUUUUCCGCCCAGAAAGGCUGGGAGCACGUUUUGACCUGGGUGGCUAAAAGAAGUGUGUGCCUCUACGGGACCUACGGGUAGCCCAAAAUUGAUCUGAUUGACUGGUUCAAUCCCAGAGAUUGCCCAGAAAAACGUGGUAAUCCCUAUCAUCGUCAGCUAGCAAAGAACAGCUCUGAUAACAAGGGACGUGCCCACGGAGGUUACUACCUUGAUCGAGCGAAACCCCGGAGCAGAGAGAAGGGAUUUGGAAGUAGACAGCCCAGGAUCAGCAACCGGGCUCUUUAGCACAAGGACGCUUGGGCAAAGGGCGCCGCCUUAUUGUAAUGUUCAUGGGCAAUGGAUCUUGUCUCUGUGGAUCGAUCAUAUGCGAUGCUCGUGUCAUGGGAAAUUCGCAUUCUCAACAGAUUCAUUACGGCCUUCCUUCUCUUCUCAAUGACAUACAGAACAGAUAGGACUCUCGCUUCUCGGUCUCCCGAACACGACCCCAUGUCGAUUCUUGUCGCUCUGUGCCUGCAGCCGAUGCGCGGGACAGGGGCAAUCAAUCCUAUUUCCUUGAUCAGCCAAGACAGAGAGACAUUGCAUUAAAAGCGACAACGCAAACUUGAACACAAGCAAGCAGGCAGGUAAUCGAAUUGCUGCUAUCUUUAGAGUCAAUAUGUGGUGAAACACCAGUAUUUCUUGUUUGUAUGGCUACAGCACACACUGAUACACCAUCACGAGAUGUUUUGGCUGUCUGUCAUGUAACAAGUGAGCUGGCGCCUUUUCUGUCGCUGGCUGUUUUGACUCAAAGCUCCCACCAUCCAUCGAUGCGUUCUUGGGAUUGAUUGACUGCCAGGACCUGGUUCUGAGUCCCCCCCAGCUCCUGUUGGCUUGGUGCUUGGCUUGGCUUCUGGUCUUGGCUAGGCCGGUUUCUGCUGCAAGACCCCCUGUCCUGGCUCCUGGGCUCGUCAUUGACCCCUGGUACCGCUUCGACCCAAACAGAACAGGGAUGUGCCUGUCUCGUUCGCCCAUCAGGUCCCGCCUGUCGGUCGACGGCGCGAGAGAGGGAGAUCUCGUUGUUAUGACGCUCCAGAAGAGAGAUCGUGAUGAGUUGAGAGACGAGGCAAAGAUGAGAUGGAUAGAUGGGGAUAGGGAGGGGAUGUGAGUGAGAUCGUCGCUGUUUGCUUAGUAGAGCGGUUAUCGAAACGAAUCGACGGGAGCCAUUCAGAUGAUGACAGUAGCGCUCUCCAUUACAUUGCCUACCUACCUGGCUACGUGCUUCUACAACGGCUUCAUCCGCGAAUAGGGACUUCGGUAGUGAAGCACAACGUGCUGUAAGGUAAGCAGGCGUACAUUGGCAAUGCACCUCAGUCAAUCAAUAGGAUCCUUCCUGUACGUCACGUCACUAAUUCAACUGUACCUGUCGAUUUUUAUCUCCUACCUUAUCCUUGAAUCUUUCCUCGAUCCCAUCUCCCGGAUGAUUUUCUCCUCCUCCACAUCCUCACUCCCUCACUCACUCACUCUAUUCUCCUCCUCCUCCUCUCCCGUUCGUUCCAUCUACACUCUCACACGGCACGGGGGAAUAAGCUCUUCUAUUUUUGGGGAAGCUCGUUCACUCGCACACGGGUAGUGACUUGAAUGAGUGAUCUUGGAUUUCCUUCCUUCUUCAUUUCCACACGGGAAACCUACCAUCGCGGCUCGUCAUUAAUCAUUAAUUUUUGUGAAACUCUGGCUCAAGAGCCGGACAGUACGGGACGGGGCUUGGUACAGCCUACAGCCCAAAAAAGAGAGGAACAGGCCCCCAAAAAGACCGCAACAGCAAGGUACCCGAACCUAACCAAAGUGGUGCCCCAUUUUAAACAACAGGGACAAUUUUGAUUGGCUAAAGCUCUAUUUUUCGACCCCAUUUGCUCCUUUCUAGGUUCUGCCCCAGUCCCAGUCUCGUGGGUUCUUUUUUGGGGCAGUCAGUCAGCCAAACUGCCAGACAGUCAUUGAAUUGAGUGAGAGGGCGAGCGAGUGGUGCCAGAAUCACAAAACGACGCCUUCAAGCACGGGCUCCAAAUCGGGCCCCGCCCCCCUUCUUCAGUGCGACAAGCUCCUUCCAGCAGCAGCGAUAGCGCUGUUUCUUAGCUGUCGACAGCCGCAAUUACAGCAGCAGCACAGAGCUACACAGACCAACUUUGCUGCACCCCCUAAACACCGACCAAAACACAAAAAAGGCACACAAAACACCAAAGGCGAUCAUUAAUUAGUCGGAGAAAUAUCCUGGCUGCGCUACACGCCCCCUUUACCUUUCUGAGCCUACCUCUCUCUGCCCCAUCAGCAAGCAUCCGUCCAUUCGUUCCGUCUUCUCUCCCCCCAUCAGCCACUGAUCUCUCAAUCUACGGCGGAUACUGUGCUUGUACCGAACGAGUCUGAAGACUCCAGCACCCCUAGUCUAGCUUGUUCCUCACUCCCACUCUCCCACUCCUACGACAAGAGAUACCUACUCCCUGUAACCUCAAGCCUGUACCAACCAACGCUUGUGCUUGUCGCUGUCUGUCGCUGUCGCCGCAGCCUGCGCCUACUCCUACACUACCCUCCCCAUCCCCCAUUAUCUUCCAUCCUCUCCCGUCGUCGUCUCUUCACAACUCCAAGCUAACCGUCACCAACCUUUUUUUCUUUCGUUUCUCUCUUGUUUCUUUUGCUUCAUAUCCACUCUCGCUCAAAGGUCUUGGGACCUUAAACUCUCGCUUUUGUCCUUCGUUGUUCAAUCGUUCCCGAAAUCUGAACGGAACCUACUCAUUCGCUACCUUACCCCGUAUUAUCCAUCAGCUCAUCCUCCUUCGACUUCAACCACAUUCGCUUCAACAACCGCGUUAUAUCCAACUCAAAGUUUCAAAAUCAGCUGACGAAACUCGAAUAUUAUCGCAUUGCUCCUCAAUCUUGAUUCACCUCGAAAUUCAGAUUUUCCCUCCAUGUGAGCGGAGCCCAUGGACCCGAGACAGAACCAGAAUCAGCGACACUCAAGUCAGACCAGCAGCCCUCAGCAACACUUCGAUUUCCAACAGCACAACAUGUCGCAGCAACCGAGUCCUUCGCCUCAGCAGUCUCACGACGCGAACCCUCAGGAUGUUCUCGCCGAGGCCCGUAAGAACCUUCAGGUCCUGAUUGACUCAGGCAUGUCCAAGGAGCUUCUGCACCAGCUGGUCGAAGGCGGCCAUGGCCUCAACUUGAACCUCAGCGCGAUGACAGCCAUGCAAGGCAUGCCUACGAUUCCUUCUCAACCUCAGCAGACUCCCUUUAGCCAGCAACCUCCCAACCCGAGUCAAACGGCCCCUACUGCUUCGCUCGCUCCCCCACCACCCAUGCGAUGCCCUCCUCCGCCUCCUGUUGCCUCCAAUGGCCCCAGUAUGCAGACAGUGACGACGACUCCUAAUAGCGUUCCAUCCACUUCCACGACCCCUUCAGCUGAGAUUAAGCACGAAAUCAUUUCCGAGGAUAUGAACUUUCCCAACCCAGCCAUGUUUCUUCCCCCGCAAGCUGCGUUUAGCCAUCGCCCUCGCAUCUCGGUUUCCUCGACGAGCUCCGGUUCUUCUGGACAUGCUUCCAUCUGGUCGACCAACUCGGGACAGUCUUCGAUGUCUUGGCAGUCCGCUUCUACUGGCAACCGAUCGCAGGCGCCGCUCCCUAUCCCCCCUUCCAGCUCCUUGAACGGACUCGGUCCCAUGAGUGCCCCGGUCGGCACAGCUGGUAAGACCAACAUUUAUUGGUGCACCUCGUGUGAGACCAGCUUCAAGCGCAAGUACGACUGGAAGCGCCACGAGGAUGAGUUUCACGAGCGCUGGCGCAAGUAUCCUUGUCCCGAGCCUGGAUGUAACCGCAGCUUCUGGGGAUCCAACUCGUUCAAUCAGCAUCACAAGCAAUGCCACGGAUGCAAGACUUGCCCUCACGCCGAAAAGGUGGUCAAGUUCCUCCGAAAGCGCAAGUACUGGGCGUGCGGCUUCUGCUCUGCCCUCCACCCUGCCCGUGAGCGCCACGUCGAACACGUUGCUCGACACUUCGAGUCGGGUAUGACAAAGGGUGACUGGAUGCAUUCUCGCGUUGUGUAUGGUCUACUCCACCAGCCUCUGAUCCACGAGGCUUGGGACGCUUUGGUUGUGAGCAAGCAGGCCGAGUACAAUGGCCGACGACCCCAGUUCAGUUGGCACCCAAGCAAGACUGGCCGUGCCCAAGGUUUCCUCGAGAACGAGAAUCCCGGCCAGCUCCAGGACCUGCUAGAGUUCUUCUCCGGAGAUGAAGGUGAAGCUCAGUGGAUUGUCAGCGUUGCGUACGACCUGGCCGAUAUUGUUCUUACCUCAGCACCAAUCCCUUCUCCUCAGUACUCACACGCCAGCCUUGGACCCCAGGGCUUUACACACGACCCACGAAUGUCGUUUAUGCCGCUGCCAACCCAGGGCCACGCAGGUCAUCAGUCUCUGAUGCCUUCACCUGACCCUCAGCAGACCCAAUUCAACUCGCCGUUCCGAAACACGAUAAUGGUGCCCUCUCAACAAUUCCCCUCACCCUCAAGACCGUCGCCAGACUCUUCGUCCCACUCACCGAUGGGACCUUCGACAUCACCGUUGAUGCCGCCACCAGCGCCUUCUCCGCUCGAGAAGCGUGAGCUGCCACCACCCCCUCACUCACAGGGCCACGACGCUGGUGAGUCAAUGAUGGACUUUGAGUACUCGCCAGCACCGCCGCCUGUCUUGUUUGACGACUGGGAGAGUCUCACAGGCUCUGUUGUCGAGCAGCCUGGCCAGCAGCACGACGGUGCCACAAGUGGCUGGGGAAUGGUGCAAUAUUUCAAUGACCCCCGUGUCACCUCAUGAGCUUAAGCUAGCCGCCCACAACACACUCUUUGACUUUCGGACAUUACUGAGCCAUCUGAUUUGCUAGCCCAGUUUUGGGUUCCCCCACGUUUUCCUUGAAUCGAGUCAACAACAACCCUUGCGGACGUCUUGGUGUUCCUGCAAGCAUUUUCCUUUUUUUGUUUUUCCUUAGUAGAUAAUGAUAAUACCCCUUCAUCGAGACGACAGGUGAGGGCAUCUGGAUUGUUUUUUUAUCUUGUCACGGCAGGCUGAAAGAAAUGUAUUGGGCUUAUCAUGUCCUGGUCCUGGAUCAAAAGGGUGGAGUUGGGUGAUGCAGCUGUCCUGUCGUCCUUUGUUUCCUUUUAUGUCAUUGAUGGAUGAGAAUAUAUGGGAGUAACUUGGGUUGGUGGAUUGAAUAAGGGACAAAAACCGGUGGUUAGUGAGAGAGUGAGUGAGGAUAGAUGUGUACUGGCAUCGAGGUUGGUGCGCAUUUACAGCGACGCUGAAGAGCCAUAUGCUGUAAGAUAGGAUAGGAAGAGAGACAGAGAAACAAGCAAGAAAGGAAUAGAGAACCCGGAAGGGACGGAUUUGAAUGAAUGAGUGCGUCAGAGGCUGAAAUAUAUGGGAUUGGGCUGAGGAAUGUAGGGGAAAUGAGGAGGUGUCUGAGACAAUUGGUUGGCAUGUACUGUACUGUACCUAGUCUAGGGAGAUGUAUGUCUUGGAUCUAUUUGGGUGCAUGUAGAUAUAGUCACGAGUUACGAUGCGUUGAGCUGUAAUACACACUGAGUUUUUACUUUGACCUUGAAGCUACAGACCGACCAUGAUGAGAUAGAUGGCUUAGUUGGUGGGGAGUCGAUAAGUCAUUACCAGACAAAACUCUUCCGCGGC